UAAAAGCAAAAUCGCAAAAGUCGAAAAUUCAUUUCGUUAGUGUAGCAAAGGAAGGGCGGCUUUCCCAAAAUGGGCUUUCUUUCCCAUCUUUCCCCAAAAAUGUCCAAGAAUCACCCCGCUAUCCUGUUCGAGUAAGUGGGACUGCUUUUAUUUUUUUCACCUUGUUUCGGCGGGAAGCGGCAACCACGAUUAGUAUGAAAUAAAUUAUGCCGAAGCUGUUGAAUAAUGGAAAUUCCGAGGAGAUUGUAUUCUUUAAUGCGCCCAUUUCAUCGGGGAUAUGCUUCCGCUUUCUGCCCUAAUCCUUACUCUACUGCCGCUUCACCUCAAUUCCUUUAUCCAGCCUCAGAUGAUCAAACCCUUUUCUGCAUUCUUGAAUCAUGCAAGCUGCCAUCUAGUAUCAGAACUGCAGCUACUGUGCACAGUAAAAUCUUAAAACAAGGAUAUGUAAUGUGCCCAUCACUUUUAUCCAGGCUGAUUAAGGCAUAUGCAGCUUGUGACAAACCCGCACUUGCUCACCAACUGCUCACUGAAAUAUGUUCAGCCAGUUCUAAUGUGAACUCUGCCAAUCUGUUGAUUGACAGUUUUGUGAAAGUUGGGGAAAUUGAUACUGCCAAGAAAGUAUUUAAUGCGAUGCCCUUUCGAGAUGUGGUGACAUGGAACUUAAUAAUUGGAGGUUGUGUAAAAGGCAGAUUGUUUGUGGAGGCAAUAGGCAUGUUCAAAGAGAUGUUGGAAACAAAUAUUGAACCCGAUGGGUUUACUUUUGCUUCUGUGGUAACAGCGUGCUCAAAGCUUGGAGCUCUUAAUCACGGAAAGUGGGUGCAUGGUCUAAUGAUGGAGAAAAAGGUUGAACUGAAUUACAUAUUAUCAUCUGCCCUGGUGGACUUGUAUUCGAGAUGUGGAAGAAUUGAAACGGCAAAAUCUAUAUUUGAUGCUGCUGAUAAAACUGAUGUUUCUAUUUGGAAUUCAAUGAUAAAUGGGUUAGCAAUGCAUGGUCUUGCUGCAGAUGCAAUUUCAGUGUUCUCGGCCAUGAAAGGUGAAAAUAUUACACCAGAUCCUGUAACAUUCAUUGGAAUCAUCACAGCAUGUAGUCACUGUGGUCUUGUUCAACAAGGUCGCAAGUGUUUUGAUCUGAUGAAGAAGGAUUUCUCUAUUCAACCACAACUUGAGCAUUAUGGAGCAAUGGUUGAUCUGUUUGGACGUGCUGGAUUUCUAGAAGAAGCUAGCACAAUUAUUAGUGAAAUGCCAAUGGAGCCUGAUGUGGUUAUAUGGAGGACUCUGCUUAGUGCUUGUCGAACUCACAAGAACUCUGAGUUGGGCGAAUUUGCUGUUGGCAAAAUGAAGCAUCUUUCCAGUGGAGAUUAUGUCCUGUUGUCGAAUAUUUAUUGCUCCACUAAGGAAUGGGAUAAUGCAGAAACUGUACGGUACACUAUGAAUAAGAACAGACUUCAUAAGAGUAUCGGAAAAAGUUGGGUUGAAUUGCAUGGUGCCAUUCACCAUUUCAAGGCAGGCGAUAGGUCACACCCAGACACAGAACCAAUAUACAGAGUAUUAGAAGCUUUGUCCCGUCACUCUAGAAUGGAAGGAUAUAUCCCUGCACCAGACUUGGUUUUGAUGGAUAUAUCAGAGGAAGAGAAGGAAGAAAACUUGAAUUAUCACAGUGAAAAAUUAGCUUUGUCUUUUGCGAUCCUUAAAUCCAGUCCUGGAACUGAAAUCUCAAUUUCUAAAAACCUGCGUACUUGUCUUGAUUGCCACUGUUGGAUUAAAAUUGUAUCAAAGGUACUACAUAGAGUAAUCACAGUGAGGGAUAGAAUUCGAUUUCAUCGCUUUGAAAGGGGCUCUUGUUCCUGUGGAGAUUAUUGGUAGCUAAUAUUCGAGGUUUGUAGUAAGCCCUGCUGACUGCUGUUUCCAGUUAUGCACAUGGAGGGAUAACGGAAACCAUACUGGUAAUCAGAUGUGGUACUCUAGUAUUACUUGCAAAUUACGUAGUUGAGGACCAUUUCGUUGGUUAUGUGAUGGCUGCUGUAACUAGGACCGCUUACCAUGGCCAUUGGCCAGAGUAAGAGUUUCUAUAAUAAAUCGUCACUGUUGGAGCUCACUGAAAUGUCUGGAGGUCCUUGAACUGAACAUAUAUCAGAAAGAGCAGCAAGGGCUUCCCAGCUUCCCAGAAGUUAGUAAUGUAGUGGUCACUGAAGAAAAUAAAUCUACAGUUAUUGCAAACUAUGGUACUUCAUACUGCGACCAAGAAGAUUACGAUGAAUAAAUGAGUUGUUACCUUUGCCUACAAUAAAUUUGUUUGCCCUUAUUUAUAACCCAGACCCACGCUGCUAGUGCAGAAUACGGUGCCUGCCAUUACCAACAUAUUUCUGUUUGAAAUUGUUCUUCUUUAGUUCAGUGUUUAUACAGGUGAAGACUUUGCUGCCGCCCUGACACUUGAAGCCAUAUGGAAUAACCUUAUUGCUGAAAGAUAUGUGGCCACUUUAUGUCAUAACAAAUCAACAAUAUUCUCUUACCAUCCCAGAAUAUUUCCUGUGUCUGGUGCAGAUCUUGAUUACUUUUAUCGUAUUUAUAUUUGAUGGGAAUCUUGAAUGUCACAAAAGAUGCAAUCUGCAUGUGUUUUGAAUUGACCUAGAUUGCUAGAACACUUGCUUAAUGCUUCUCAGUUUCAUAGAGGUUCCAACUUCAUGAUUGCCUUCUCCAAUGUUUAUACAAUCAAUUAGUUUCUGUCUCACCUGUAUUAAUCUAUACCAUAUUGUACUUUAGCAUUUACGAGUUGAAGUCAGAUUCUUUUUCUCCUCAUUUAAGUUUUAGUCUUCGAGAUGUCAAAGUAGAUAUAUAGUAAUAGUUGUGCAUAUAAUGCAGAUUACUUGCUUUACAAUAUCAUUCGACAUAUGCUUGCUACUUUCUUGUUUCUGGACUAGCAAAGGAAGCUGGAAAAUGACAUCCAAAGGUAGUUUGAUCUCUGAGAUGCCUCGUGAUCAACUAGGCAUUUUGAAUUGGAACUAGCUGCAGUUUGCCUCCAUAGAUCUCCGGCAGCUGGCUUUUGUCUAUGUCCUCCAGCAGCGUCUCAUGCAGUCUUUUAUCUUCCACAAAGACGACCUUGUACAAUGGGACAACAAAUCAGAUGGCCGCAUUAUGCAGUAGCAGAACUUCAGUAAAAAUAGCACCUUUGACACAGUUUAUCAAGGGCAAACACCAAGAAACCUGGAAAUUCAACCACAGCAUGUCAGAAUCAAAUAGUUGAAGAAGAAGACCAAGAAGAAGAAGAAGCAAGACGGACGCCUGAAUUCAUCGAGGCCUCCUUUCCUGGAGAAAUGUCUAGAACCGAAGACAACGGAAAUGGGGUGCCCUUUCUUGUCUGUUCCUUGUAGAAACAUCUUGUUCUGAGCUAUCUCAUUUGGCACCUCCGAUUCUGAAACGAAACCCUUGGGAACAAAGGUUCGUCUCCAGGUUAAGCACUUGACUAGCAUUGCAGAUGCUUUCUCCACGUCGAGAUCUCGAGCGCGAAGAAACCUUCUCAGAGUUGGCUCAUCUACAUCCUGCCAUGUCAAACUUUUAUCAUGUGGAUCAUUUGUUUAUUCAUCUUGUAAUGUACUUUAGUUCUCUUCGUCUUUUCGCAAACCAAGUAAGUUAUCGUUUAUUCGUCGCUUAUUAGAAUUAUUUGUUCA
Molecule: messenger RNA, 3665 nt
Organism: Salvia miltiorrhiza (redroot sage)
Lineage: Eukaryota; Viridiplantae; Streptophyta; Magnoliopsida; Lamiales; Lamiaceae
Product: pentatricopeptide repeat-containing protein At5g50990
Exons: 3
Coding region: 226-1863 (545 amino acids)
Biological process (GO): RNA modification
Molecular function (GO): RNA binding; zinc ion binding; protein binding
Source: RefSeq, a predicted model, not a curated record